Molecule: messenger RNA, 480 nt
Organism: Periconia digitata
Lineage: Eukaryota; Fungi; Ascomycota; Dothideomycetes; Pleosporales; Periconiaceae
Source: the annotation of a GenBank genome assembly
AUGGCCGACAUCCUCACCCAAAUCCAGGACGAAUUGGACAUGCUCCUCAACCAAAUGCAGUCCUCACUCGCCUACAUCCACCACCGCACCCCGCCUGCCCACAUUCCUAGUCAACCGCUCCUGUCUUCCUUUGCCGAGCAUGAAGCCCAAGCGGCCGCACAGCAAGCCGCUUCGCAUCCCAACAACCCAAACAACUCCGCACAGCCACCUGCCCCCGCUCCUCUCCCCACCCCCGACGAGUUUCGAAAAGACAUCCGCGAGCUAAGCCGUGAUCUGCUACUCAAGGAACAGCAGAUUGAGAUCCUCAUUGGCAGUCUGCCCGGCUUACAUUCCAGCGAGGCCGAGCAGCUGGAGCGCAUGCGCGAGUUAGAGAGGGAGCUCGAGGACCUCGAGGGCGAAAGGAUCAAGGCCGUCAAGGAGAAGGAGAGUUUAGUCAAAGUGGUGGAGGACAGGAUCAUGAGUUUGGGCAAGAGUUCGUAG